Diaporthe batatas is the source of this 4085-nucleotide messenger RNA. RefSeq lists its product as uncharacterized. Bases 758 to 2746 code for a protein of 662 amino acids. The record is from RefSeq and is a predicted model, not a curated record. Gene Ontology annotation, biological process: regulation of DNA-templated transcription. Gene Ontology annotation, molecular function: DNA-binding transcription factor activity. NCBI's taxonomy places the organism in Eukaryota, Fungi, Ascomycota, Sordariomycetes, Diaporthales, Diaporthaceae. The transcript is spliced from 3 exons.
CUUCAUCAAGCCGGCGCCCAGCCUGCGUCUUCGAGGGGGUACAAAUCCAAGCUGCCCCUCCGCCGUCCUCUCCCGACCCCGACUGCCACCGUCCAGAAAACAUCAUCAACAACUACCUGCUCGAGUCACCUGCCCGAGUUCCAAGGUCCUCGACACAACAUCAUCCUCGCGUCGCCUCCUACCCGGCCCGGCACACCACGCUCUUGCCGCGCACACCACCGUCUGUGUGGCCACUGGUCAGUGCUGCCCCUCCUCUUCCACCUGUCGCCUCCUCCCUCCCACGCCCCUCCCCGCGUCUCAGCAGCACUCCUCGGCCUGGUGUCUGGAUGUCCAGUAGUGUUGCCGGGGCUGAGUGCGGGCUCUGUUGACUCUUGAGUGGUCCCAAUAGUGGUCCUGCCCGACCACCCGACUGACUGACGGCCCCACACCCUUGACCGGCUCUGUCCCUCGUGCUUACCACCCCCCUCCCAUCCCCCCUCCCAUCCCCCCUCACCUGCUAUGUAUCCUAUUCCCCAGAUUCUUGCACACCCUACCCCCCUCCCUCGCAUAUUCUUUUCUUUCUGUUCCACAUCUCUCUUACAUGUCUGUUGCGUGUCUGAGAAAACCUUGAGUUGGGCACUCCCAUCAGCUACUUGGCGAGCAUUUCAACGGGGCCCCCCGUCGCACAACCCUUCCCACAAGACAGGAAAGCCUUUCGUCUCCGGCACGACCGAGGCACCGUCACCACAGGUCCUAACUGGUGUCCAGAGAGACCAUCAUGGUCUCGACGCUACAGAUGCAAAAUUACUACCGGCAUUCUGGGUUGACGGUAGACACCGGACACGCACAACAAAAAUACUUUGACGACGAGGACUGCAUAUUAGACGACGGCAUUCUCGACCAGAACGCCAUGGACUCGGGCCUUGAAAUGUCCCCAAACAUGGCCGACAGCAGAAGAGAGUCUUUUGCCGUGUCAUCCACGCUCUUCUCCCCCAAGAACGAGCCAUGGGCCGCUGUUGACAUGGAGUCAAACCCGUCCCAGAUGUCCAACAACCCGUUCAUGGACAACCAGAUGGAGCAACAACAUUCUCAGCACCAACACCAACACCAGCAUCAGUCCCAGCCUCACCCACAGCCACAGCCUCCGCACCUCAACAGCAACAACCCCUUCUAUCGCAUGGACCAACACCAAUACCAGCAGCAUCAACCUCAGCCCUUUGCUUCUCAGCCUACCAAUCCUUGGUCCAUAAGCAACUCUGGUUCCUGUACCCCUAUGGCCCAGUUUGAUGGCCUUCCAGCAGAGUACGACACCACCAACGGCAACAAUCACAACAGCACUGCUGGGAUCCCCUUCCAACGCCCUCAGAUACAAGGGCAGACUCCAUUCAGCAACCCGGCGAACCAGGUCCCGAUGUUUCCCCCCGUCAACGGCCAUCCCAUGCAGCAGUCAGCGUCAAAGGAUGGCUGGAUGACUGGCCUCAAGGACCACAAGAACGACAGCCCUACCAUCAGGUCGCACAACGAGCUGAGGAGAGGGGAUGGCAUCCGCAAGAAGAAUGCGCGUUUUGAUAUCCCAGCCGAGCGUACGCUCAACAACAUCGACACCCUGAUAGCCCAGUCGACCGACGAAACUGAGAUCAAGGAGCUUAAGCAGCAGAAGCGGUUACUGCGCAACCGGCAGGCAGCCCUCGACUCGAGACAGAGGAAGAAGAUGCACACCGAACGGCUCGAAGAUGAGAAGAAGCAGUUUACCUCCAUCAUUGGGGACUUGGAGGCAGAAAUGGACCAGCUGCGUCUCCAGCUUGACCAGAUGAUGCGCGAGAAGCAGCAGGACGUCCAGCUCAUCGAACAGCUCAAGUUCGAGAAGGAGGAGAUGGUCCGCACGCACACCAUCGAGACUGGUGAGCUCCGCAAGAAGGUCAGCGUUCUCAGCAACCAUGUUCAGGCACUGGAGGGUGCGGCAAUGUCCCAGGCAAGCGGCAUGGCCAACCAGGCUUUCACCGGUGCAACCUUCGGCGACAUGGAGGGAAUGGCAAUGGACGGCCCCUGGGAUGGCAUGGGUUUGUUCGGCGCAGAGUUCCCCUUGGAGCAGCCAGACGUCAAGCAGGAGAUGCAGAUUGUGUCCACCAAGAAGUCAGACGUCAAUGUCUCGGCCGAUGUUGAGAAGCCGGCGACUCAAGGCGGCUUGCUCUUCAUGCUAUUCCUCGUCGGUGCAUUCGUGCUCUCCAACCGCCAGUCCAACGUUCCUCGCGUAUCCGAGGAUGUCCGCGCCGCCUCGGCUUCUAUCCUCGAAAACGUGCUCAAGGACGCUGGUGUCGCGCAGUCUGACUCCGGCGGCAUGGAGUCGAUGGCCCACCAGCCAACGGGCACAUCAUGGGCUUCAGUACCUACGGCGUCGAUGCCUGUCCUUGGCAAUGGCCUAGACGGCGUGGCUCCCUCGAUGCUUGGCGAUUUGUCGGACAGCCUCACCCAGCCGACCCAGGAGCAGCAGAACGAGCAACUCUUUGGCCUCACCCCGUCCCAGUACGAAGGGGUGAACUCGCAUGACUUCCUCCAGAAUGCCCCCGCCGAGAAGCCUACCAGCCAGGGCAGGAAGAACCUGGCGCAGGCACUCGCCUCCAUGAGGACUGAGAGCAAGGCCGAGGUAUACACCAGGUCUCUGUUGUGGGAUCAGAUCCCAAGUGACGUUGUCCGGUCGUUUGCGAAAAUGGUGGCCGAGUGCGGCGCUCCGGACAAUGGCGGCCAUGGCAAGCCUGCCACAGCAUGAUUGAUGAAGAUGAAAUAACGACGAUUUGACGCCAACGAUUCGCAUAUACGUCGAACCACCAACGAAACACCACGAUCAUAGACCAGAACCAUCUCCGCUACAUAUGGCUUGUUUCACCCCGGGCCAGCCAGCCAGCAUUGCAAGCCUGUAUUGAAGGUACCGCCGCACAUAUACACUUCUCCGACGCGCUCCCGCGCAGCGAUUACAUACUUUUGUGCUCGCGCACACGCAAAGAUUGCUAUUUUCUGUUCUCGGCUUUGCACUGACUGGGGUCCUCGUUACUCAACAGCGAUUUCUUUCCUUGAUCUUGUUGCUUGCUUUGUCCCUUCUGACUCUUUUACCUGUUUUUUUCUGAUCAUAUCGUUUGUGUCCUCUCUGCCUUGGGUUGUUUCCUGAUUUAAGCGAUUUGAUUUUUAGCAGGCGAGCGAGCGUUUGAAAUUUGACUGCACACCGUCUCCCAACACACACGUUUGCUUGGUGUUAUUCUUAGUUGUAUUUGUCUUGGCUCACAUAUCGGGAACGGGAAUCAUUGGGCGGCUGGUCUUUGGGGCUUCUUAUCUUGGAUAUGGCAGAGCGCCGAACAUUUCAACAGUUGCAUGGGCUGGUUUGGGACAUGGGACGGCCAAUUGUCUGUUUAGGACCGCGGCAACGACAGUACAGAGAGCCCUCGAGGAGACGAAAUCCGAAUCUUCACGGCAAAGACCCCAGAGUUGAGGAGAGCUUGAGUCAACUGCUCUCGGACUACGGAAGAGAAGCGAACACAGCAGCCAACCCGCGCGGGAAGACUGGUUCUCUACGACUCGAUACUUUCUUUCCCGACACCAAACAAGGGUGAGAGCUAGUCCUGGCGGGAGGUUGUCCGCAUUCUCUCUCACACACACACACACACACACACACACACACACACACACACACACAGACCAAAUUAUGUCGGCUUCUCACGGCAACGCGCAUACAGUCACUCUCUACUGUCAAGCAUCUCAUUUGUCGGCCACUUUCCUAGCUUGUUUCCCUUUGAGCGGUUGGGUGAUCGGAAAGCAAUGUGCGAGGGAAGGUGAUGGACAGAAAAUGACGGUGGAAAGGGUUGGCGGACGAUGGUGAUGUGGCUUGGGCGGCAUUGAAGCGUUCUGAAGAUCAGCUGCAACCCCCACGACUAUAGACCGUUGUGCUGGGAUGUUGAAUCGGAUGUGCGCUCUGGGACGAAUGCAUGUCGUGAUGAUGGCGAAAGUGAGAAUAUUCGAGCCAAAUGUGACACGUGGAGCCCCCUCUCCCCCAGGCAUCUGUUGACAUAAUCUCCCUAUAUGCGGUGAUGUGAUAUGCGCAGUGGCUGGCAACUGUG